GAUGCCGAAACUUCUCAGUUCACUGGCCAUUUUGUACCUACUAGUUUUGGUUAGGAGUCAUGGCAAAACUAAAAUACCGGAAAAUAACUAUGCUAUAUCGAUACACGACCUGGGUAAACUCAUCGACUAUGAGCACUACCUACUAGGCAUCCUGCAGAACUUUUCGAAUGCCCUGCAGCAAAGAGUUGAUGCAAUAGAAUACUAUUUGAACAUGACUGAGUACGAAGAGGAAAGGAAACUUCCCGACGAUCCCUUUAGGGCUUUCCGGAUCACUCGUCGCCUGCACUCGGACUACCUCAACUGGAUGUGGUUGAUGGAGCAGCAGCCGUGGGAGACUCUGGUUAAGCACAUAACUGCCAUUGCCCCGCAAAUGCCAACAUCAAAGGACAUUGAGGAGGCCAGCAGUGGCUUGAGGCUCAUCCAGUGGACCUAUUCGCUGCCAACUGCCCAAAUGGCCAGGGGAGUUCUUCAGAGCAUCCAUCACAAGUAUGCCCCAAGUACUUCGCUCGAUGCAAUGCAGUGUCUCACGAUGGCCAGGCACAUGGUCAACCACAAGGACUUCAGUCGUGCCAAGGAGUGGUUGAUGGAGGGUUUGAAGAUGCACGAGGCGGAUGAAGAAAACGAAUUUUAUUAUUCCCAGCUCGGAACGCCCUUGGCAGACUUCUACGAGCUUUUCGUGCGGAUCCUCGAUGAACUAGGUACUCGAUUUUUGGCCAUGACUGAGCUGCAACUGGCCAUCAAGAAUUGGCCCGAAGAGGUCAGUCUGCAAAGAGCCCACUCGCGGCUAAAGAUGAAUAUUCGCAUUGGCAAGGAGCCCGCCAAAACGAAGGAGAAGAAGACUCAAGGUGCCUAUAGGAAUUGCUGCAGCACGGAAUGUCGACCUACCGCGAAGCUCCAUUGCUUGUACAACACCACAGCCUCGCAUUUCCUUCGAUUGGCCCCUCUGAAGAUGGAACUCCUGUCCCUCGAUCCCUACGUGGUGCUCUUUCACGAUGUGGUCUCUGACCAGGACAUUCUCAGCAUCAGGAACCUGGCUAAGGGCGGUCUUGCCCGCGCCGUUACCGUGACUCAGGACGGAAACGAUAAAGAGGAUCCCGCCCGCACCACCAAGGGCACCUGGCUGGUUGAGAAUAGCAAGCUGAUCCAGAGAUUGUCCCAACUGUCACAGGACAUGACCAAUUUCGACGUCCGCGACGCGGACCCCUUCCAGGUUUUGAACUACGGCAUAGGCGGGUUCUACGGCACCCACUUUGACUUUCUAGAAGAUACAGAGAUGGGCCACUUUUCGGAUCGCAUCGCCACUGCAGUAUUUUAUCUGAGUGACGUGCCCCAAGGUGGCGCCACAACAUUUCCGGAUCUCGGACUCUCGGUGUUUCCGGAGAAGGGCGCAGCACUUCUGUGGUACAAUCUCGAUCACAAAGGCGUUGGCGAUAACAGAACAGCCCACUCAGCGUGCCCCACCAUCGUGGGUUCUAGAUGGGUCAUGACCAAGUGGAUUAAUGAGCGGGAACAACUGUUCAGGAGGCCGUGUUUGACAAGCAUUUAGAAUAACUAGCAUAAAAUGCUUAAAAUAUUAUUAUAAGUGUGAGCUAUAUCAAAUUGAUCUAAGUUGCAGCUCCUGGUUUAUUAAAUCUAGUUUG
Molecule: messenger RNA, 1640 nt
Organism: Drosophila erecta
Lineage: Eukaryota; Metazoa; Arthropoda; Insecta; Diptera; Drosophilidae
Product: prolyl 4-hydroxylase subunit alpha-2
Exons: 9
Coding region: 2-1546 (514 amino acids)
Biological process (GO): peptidyl-proline hydroxylation to 4-hydroxy-L-proline
Cellular component (GO): endoplasmic reticulum
Molecular function (GO): L-ascorbic acid binding; procollagen-proline 4-dioxygenase activity; iron ion binding
Source: RefSeq, a predicted model, not a curated record